AUGGCUGGAUUUUUCGCUGAAACUCCUCUAGAAAGUUGGUCUCUCGAUGGUUUGAGCAAGUGGUGUGCCUUUAAUGUUACAUGUGAUAAGAAAAAACUUUUGGAUGCCAUGAAAAAGGCUAUUCAAGAUAUGAGCAAUGACACUGUCUCGGAAGUUGCCAAAAGGAAGGCCGAUCGUAUUUCGCUAUGGUUCAAGAAUGUCUUUAGUUUCAAGUUUCCUGUAGCACAUUAUGGGACUGUUAGUCGUCUGGGUGUUGAACUGUUAUCCUGGAAAUUAGCUAAGAAUAAGAGCGAUUAUUUUAAAUCUUUGCAAGAUCUGAGGAAAACGAAGGAAGAGGAAACUACUCGACUGGCGCAGAUAAAAAGCAAUGAAGCUAUACGACUUGCCGAGAUAAAGUCAAAAAAUUUGCAAGAACAUACUAUUACAGUAGUGGAUUUCCAUAGAGACAUUGCUAUUGACCUCACUACUAACAAUCACAAAAGGAAAGAAAUCCCAGCAUAUGAAGAUGAGGAGCUGACACCAGCUGAGGAUGACAAUAAUAAUAUUCCAAAAAAUGUAAAAAUUGAUCAACAUUUUGUACAUGAUACAGAUUUUGAACAGGAUGUGGAUAACAUGUAUUGUCAGGAGCUGUCUUUAUUUGAGACUUCGUUAAAUUUGGCUAUCGGAAAGCUUGCUAAAAGUAAAAGUGGCAUUGCGAGAUAUCGGAUUUUAUUUUUACCAGAAGAUAAUAUUCAUAGUCCAAUUAAGCGCUUAUUUACCAACGAAGAGUGGUCAAUAAUGGAAUCGAACUGGGAAAAGGUUGAAAAAAGGAUCGCGGAUUCUCUUCCCCAGAUUGAUGAAAACGUAAAAGUACUUUUAGAGAAAUAUAGCAAGUGUAUAAAAGAUGCCACCAUCAAAUGUUAUGUUGACUUAAAUAAAGUCGAAGGCAUCAUUUCUAAAAGCCCGUUUGAAGAUCAGCAUUUGUAUCUGUUCGAAAGAGACUAUCAUCUUCGAUGGGUACAAUCAGUAUAUAAUGCUUUUAUAUUGUGUCUUCAGACACCAUUCAGCCCUCUAUGUGAUCCGGAUGCAUCUGAAUAUGUGUAUAGAAGCCGGAUUAUAAAUUAUAUUUGGGAGGGACUUUUCUUUGAUGUAAAUGCCAUAGCCAUAAUGAAGACAGGUGAAGUUGAAAAUACGGACCGAAAAAAACAACUGGACCUAUCAAGAAAUUUGGAUCAACAUAAAUCAACUCUUGGAACUUGGUAUUAUGAUGCUGUUCUAGUCAUGAAAGUUGGAAGCAAGUUAGUUCAAAAUAGCUGUGAAUCAGAUUUAAUACAAAAUUUGUCUGCAAAUCUUAAACAUACUUUUAUGGAGUCAGUAUGUCAUAUGAAAAUGAAUGCACCACUUAAUAUCAGAGAGCUUUGCAAAAUGAAUGUAUAG
Entrophospora sp. SA101 is the source of this 1416-nucleotide messenger RNA. The record is from the annotation of a GenBank genome assembly. Lineage: Eukaryota; Fungi; Glomeromycota; Glomeromycetes; Entrophosporales; Entrophosporaceae.